CCACCUCCAAUGCACAAGGUGUCUCAUCUGAAAAGAAACCUGAGCCCCAGGGAGGCGGCGCAGAGCGACCCUGGCAGAGCUGGCGCGAACAGGGCGAGAGGUCGCUGGGCAGCGCUCGAGGACAGAGGGAGCUCGGCCACAGAAGACCCCAGCGAUCUGAUCCUGGGAUCCCGGCUCCAAGCUCUCCUCGCAUUUUACAGAUUUCACCCCCGCGACUAUCUCCCCAAAACGGAGCCUUUAUAUCAAGAGAAGGUGCGGGAGCUGGGGCAACCAGGACUUUCCCGGGCACCCAAGAUGCGCUCCAUUAGGAAGAGGUGGACGAUCUGCACAAUAAGUCUGCUCCUGAUCUUUUAUAAGACAAAAGAAAUAGCAAGAACUGAGGAGCACCAGGAGACGCAACUCAUCGGAGAUGGUGAAUUGUCUUUGAGUCGGUCACUUGUCAAUAGCUCUGAUAAAAUCAUUCGAAAGGCUGGCUCUUCAAUCUUCCAGCACAAUGUAGAAGGUUGGAAAAUCAAUUCCUCUUUGGUCCUAGAGAUAAGGAAGAACAUACUUCGUUUCUUAGAUGCAGAACGAGAUGUCUCAGUGGUCAAGAGCAGUUUUAAGCCUGGUGAUGUCAUACACUAUGUGCUUGACAGGCGCCGGACACUAAACAUUUCUCAUGAUCUACAUAGCCUCCUACCUGAAGUUUCACCAAUGAAGAAUCGCAGGUUUAAGACCUGUGCAGUUGUUGGAAAUUCUGGCAUUCUGUUAGACAGUGAAUGUGGAAAGGAGAUUGACAGUCACAAUUUUGUAAUAAGGUGUAAUCUAGCUCCUGUGGUGGAAUUUGCUGCAGAUGUGGGAACUAAAUCAGAUUUUAUUACCAUGAAUCCAUCAGUUGUACAAAGAGCAUUUGGAGGCUUUCGAAAUGAGAGUGACAGAGAAAAAUUUGUGCAUAGACUUUCCAUGCUGAAUGACAGUGUCCUUUGGAUUCCUGCUUUCAUGGUCAAAGGAGGAGAGAAGCACGUGGAGUGGGUUAAUGCAUUAAUCCUUAAGAAUAAACUGAAAGUGCGAACUGCCUAUCCAUCAUUGAGACUUAUUCAUGCUGUCAGAGGUUACUGGCUGACCAACAAAGUUCCUAUCAAAAGACCCAGCACAGGUCUCCUCAUGUAUACACUUGCCACAAGAUUCUGUGAUGAAAUUCACCUGUAUGGAUUCUGGCCAUUCCCUAAGGAUUUAAAUGGAAAAGCGGUCAAAUAUCAUUAUUAUGAUGACUUAAAAUAUAGGUACUUUUCCAAUGCAAGCCCUCACAGAAUGCCAUUAGAAUUCAAAACGUUAAAUGUGCUACAUAAUAGAGGAGCUCUAAAACUGACAACAGGAAAGUGUGUAAAGCAAUAAAGCACAUUUUGAAACAAACAAUACGCACUUCUUUUCUGAAGAUGCUUCCGAAGAUUUGAAAAUAGGAUCCAAAACACGGCUGGGUUUCAGCAUCCACCAAUGAACUGAAAGGUGAAUAAAGGACGUUCAUGAGAAAUCGACUACCAGCUGAUGAAAUACCUGCAAAGUGCUCUAAAAAUUAAAUAUUUUGACUUUAAGGGUCCUAGUAAGUGCCACUUCCACUAAGAAUACAGUUUGAAUGUAUAAUCAGUAGUGUUUACAAGAUCCAACAGUGCACUCAUCAUUAGUUAACAAAGCAAAUAUGUUCAUCACUGUCAGGCUGCCCACAGCAACACCAAGCACAUUAGAAGAGGAACCCCAGGAACACAACUCAGACCUUGAGAAAUUAAACCAUCCUUGUCAGCAGAAGCCAAGAUGGAAGCAGUUUGAGCAAUGAAAUCCGUAAGAUUAAACAACUCAAGUAAAUGCCUUCAGUCAGGACUCUGAGUCUGAUCAUGAAUUUUCUUUUAAUUUAUGUUUUUGUUUGUCUUGUGGAAUCUCUUUUGGUUUGGAUAUUGGGAUCCUUAGAAAUCCUUUCUGAGAUACAUAUGAGUGAGGAGAUAAACUUUAAGUAAUUAUUUUUAAAGGUCUUAUACUUUUUAAAAGCUAUCACACAAAGACUUUUUUUUUUUUUUUUUUUUUUUUGUCUUGCUCUGUUGCCCAGGCUGGAGUGCAGUGGCGUGAUCUUAGCUCACUGCAAGCUCCGCCUCCCGAGUUCACUCCAUUCUCCUGCCUCAGCCUCCUGAGUGGCUGGGACUGCAGGCGCCUGCCACCACGCCCGGCUAAUUUUUUGUAUUUUUAGUGGAGACAGGGUUUCACCGUGUUAGCCAGGAUGGUCUCAAUCUCCUGACCUCGUGAUCCACCCGCCUCGGCCUCCCAGAGUGCCGGGAUUACAGGCGUGAGCCACCGUGCCCAGCCGAAUUUUUAAAAAAAGUUUUAUUUUGCACAGCUCUAAACCUCCAUAUUAUUUUCCGAUGGUGUAGAAGGUACCAGCUAAAGUGAACCACUAUGUAAUAUUAGGCCAUUCUAAAGGAAAGCUGUUCCAUGUCAUCAGAGAUGGUAAAAUAGGCAGGAAAAAAAAAAUUUUUGGUACCAAAGAUUACACUUGUGUUUCUACACAGCAAACCAUUUUUCUUUCAUGAAAAUAAUAUAUUAUUAACAUGAACAUAUUAUUUUGCUAUUAAUGUGAAAGUUGUCUCUAAAUAUUUUUUAGUUUUCAAACUCAUACUUUAUUUUCAUUUGAAAUGUUUUUCACACCUUUUGCAUUACAUAAUAAUUUUGUGGAAGCAUUUUGCCCUUUAGAAUAAAUAUUAGAUUGAUAUAGCUGAAAUGUGACUUCCAGUUCUUUGAUAUUCCCCUUGUUAUUCAAAUAGAAAUAUGGAAAUGCUUUAUAUAUUACUGUUAAAUUUCUUAGUGCAGAAAUAACAUUAUUAAUAGAGUAUUGUUUUCAAAACAGAGAUGAUUAAUUUCAAGAGGUUUAACAGUGAAAUUGUGUCAAUAUUUUGCAUUUAAAAUGAAUUCAAUUGACCUAUAUUUUCUGUAGUUAAAUUUAGUCACAAUAUCACAUGUUCUUCAAGAAACACAUGAAAUUAUUAAUAAAGUAAUUUUAAAAAUUUUAAUGUAUAACAGAAUUGACCAAUAGGCCAGUUUUCUGGUAACUUAUGAUAGUAGAUUGUUUCUUUAGAAACUGGGCAGAAGCACUGCAUUCUCACUUGUACUUUGAUUUCUUAUUUCUUGGGGAGGCAAUUUGAGGAAAGAAGAAAUGGCAUGAGGAAUAUAUGUUUUGUUUCUUCGGGAAAACAGUCUGAGAAAUGAAUAAAAAGCAUGAAGUACGUGUGUGUGUGUGUGUUACCAUGGAAAAGGAUAUUCACAGUAGUACAGUUCUCAAUAUUUUUAAUUAGAUGUCAUAUUUUUUUAAUAUAGUAAAACCUUGGGAUAUAGAAUAUUACAUCUUUUGAGAAUGUAUGUGUCUCUAAGUAAGUAAAAUCUAAUGUGUAUAGGAGACUGAUAGCUAAAAAUGAAUGAACAUUAAUGUACUUUUAUAAUUAAACCUCUUAUCUAUUGGAAAUUGUUAAGAGAAUAGAUACAUGUUUUGAAUGUAAAGUUGAAAAGUCUGGUUUACUUAACAAAUUGAAAGUGAUUUAUAAAAUCUAAAUUUGGACUACUUGCAAAUGAUAAGCUAUUCUAGUAGCCUUUAAUUUAAAUCCAACAGAAAUCUAGAAGUCACAAGCAAAUAUCUUAUAGGUAAAAUCCAUCUGGGCACUCAUUUAAAGUAUGUCUUAAAAAAGCAGCAGCAAGGUACCUUGCCAUUUUUAGUAUAUUUUCUUCCUUUUUCUUUUUUCUUUUCUUUUUUUUUUUUUGAGAUGGAGUCUCACUCUGUCACACAGGCUGGAAUGCAGUGAUGCCAUCUCAGCUCACUGCAACCUCCGCCUCCUGGGUUCAAGUGAUUCUCAUGCCUCAGUCUCCCGAGUAGCUGGGAUUACAGGUGCCCACCACCACACUCGGCUAAUUUUGUGUUUUUAGUAGAGACAAAGUUUCACCAUGUUGGCCAGGCUGGUCUUGAACUUCCUGACCUCAGGUUAUCCACCCACCUCAGCCUCCCAAAGUGCUGGGAUUACAGGUGUGAGCCACCGCAGCCGGACCAUUUUUAGUAUAUUUUCAAUAAAUACGUUUAAACAAUGUUAAGGCCACAGCACAUGUAUCUCAGCCAUUCAUUGUUCUGUGCAUUGAUGUUUAUCUCAUAGAUGCAUUGAGUAGUGCCUUUUUAACUUUUUCACAUUGCUUUGUCACCAUAUCCUUUGUGUUCUCUAAAUACAUUUGCCCACUUCCAAAAAUGUUCAGCAUGAAAAAAAGGGCUUCAGUAUCGACUGAGACUGCUUUUGUUCAUCUCAGGGAACUUGCAAUAGUCAAGAAUGAAUUCAGUUAAAGGUAUUUAGGGUUCAAAGAAGACAAACUGUACAAGCCCAUUUCAUUCCUUGUUGUAUACCUUUCCAUCUGCCCUCCCAUUUUAACUGUCUACUGUGGCCUUUUUAUAGGAACAGAGCAAGAUCAAUGAAGGCGAAUGGCAAGAAUAAGAAAAAGAGUUGAGAUUUAACCAAUAGCGGAGCAUAAAGGAUCAUGACAAAAUCAAAUUAUAAAAGCAUACUUGAAAUAGGUGGAGUUUUUUUCUUUUGAAAAUAUAUAUUCACAAUUUUAAUAUUUUAAUUUAUUUUUUACUAUUUAACCCUGUACGUGGCAAUGCUCAGGCAGCUGAUUGUGAAAUAUUCCUAUCCUUUACAGAACAUGGUUGUUAUUGUGCUGUUGACAUGAAUAGACCAUGUAAACAUUUUCAUCAUUAUUAUUCAGCCUGUGCUGUAAUUAAUGUUAAGUUGCUGAAAUAAAAAGUGAGCAAGUAAUAGAUUUUCUGGGCAAAUCUAAUGAUUCAGCCCACAGGACUGUUGAAACUACUGCGGAAGUUUUUCUAUCUGAAAGAAGGUGCUGGGCAUUCAAAUGUCUUCAUGUAUUGUAUAUCAUAUGAAUUGUAUAUCAAUUACUAAUGGGAAUUUCUACAUAUAUGCUUACAAAAGCAAUUUAUUUAAGUAAUGCUAGGGGUAGUGUACAUACCAAUUAGUUAUUCAGCUACUAUACAGAAAAAGGAUGAACAAAUUAAUUUAUUUCUAAUUGAGCCAGUUAGACGUAAUGCAUAUAACGUGAUAUUUGGUUCAUGAAAGAGUUGUUUUCAUGUGGUUAUUGUAGGGAGUAUAUAUAAUUGUGGAAGGGGUAUGGGAAGAGUUGUGUAUAGUUAGUUGUUAUCUCUACAAGUUUGAAAGUUUUCCCAUCAAACAUUAUCAAUAUACCAAUGUUUUAAAAAUUGAGUGAGGGUUAUUAUUUGUAUUUGAUGAAAGAAAAUCCAAAUAAAGCCCACCUAGAAAUAGAUAUUUUAUUAUAUAUGUGCUAUAGAUAUACCUAUAUAGUACAAAUAGACAUGUGUGAUGCAUAUAUACAAUGUUAUAUAUGUGUAUAUGUGUGUAUACACACUGAGUCUGUAAUAUGUACACACUAGAUUUGUGUUAUGCUAACAUCUUCAGGGUCUGCACUGUGAACUCCCCUGGAGAUAAGUAAGUCCACUUUAGAAUAAAGAAGUUCUUUUGAGACUUCAGUUACUAAUCUGCUUUAAGAGGUAUCUACUUUAUAACUGAAUUCUAUGUCAUUCAUACGUACAGUUACAGUAAGGGUCUAGUAUGUCCAAAUCUUAAAAAUAAUAAUAAAGAAGAAAAGUAAAGCCUUCAAGCUAGCAAUGUAUUCGAAUUACAGUUUUCAGAUUGUGGCUCCAGGCCUUGUGUUUCUCAUUUAAGUAGCACCUUUUAAUAAAAACCGUUUCUUUGUGUAGGCAAAAGCACAAGUGUUUCAAAUGUAAAUAGCAGGAAAAAAAAAAGAGUUUACAGAGAUAGCAUUGCUGCACAGAAUAAUUGGUACUGAGUAUUUCUUAUAGAAUUUGUGGAAUUGAAAGAUGAGGUUUAUUCUGUCUAGUUCAAGUUCAUUCUGUUCAACACUGUUUUCUUAUUGUUUGUGUAUAGCAACCAGGUAUUAUUGUUUUAUCAUUUGUAAAAUUGUAAAAUAAAUUAAAUCCCUUUUUUUCACUGUUUCUCUUAUCUCAUAUAUCCAAGCCCUUGGUUAUACUUUGUAUGUCAAUGUUAGGUGAUCAUUUUUAACAAGCUUUGGCUAGUGCUUUACUUUUCCACUCCCCUUAGCCCUAGUGGUUGGCAAUUAGGCAAACCGUUUAUUUUUAAGUGUAUACAUGGGAAUAUGAACAAUGUCAAAAACCCCAUAAAUAUUAGGAAAUCCUUAAUGAUAUUUUGUAUAGUACAUUCUGUUUGUGGUUGAGGGAAUAAAGUAUUUCACAAGUGACAGUCAUUUAUAUCCAUUUUAUACUCCCACUGACUAAUGUUAGUGGGUUGUUUUAGCUACAAUGACUUCAUACACACUGCACAUUCUAUGGUAGAUUUUUGAUUUAGUAUUUCAACUGCUAUUUGAUCCACUUAAUACUGUUUGCGAUUUGCCUUCCAGAGAUGAUUCUGAAAAACUACAUGCUUAAAUCUUCUUCCAUGGCUUUCUAUAACUUGCAAGUCUGUUUUCAGACUCUGUAUUGAUUUCUGCAGAAAUGUUUAACUGUAAUUUUAAGAAGCCACUGUAGCAUUCUGCAAUUUUGAAACAUUUACUGGAGACCAACAAUGAAGCACUGACAAUAAUUAAUACAUAUAGAUGUUAUUUAUAUUUGCAUAAUUACCUUUUUUCAAAGAUUCAUAUACAACAGGUUAUUCUUAGCUACUUUGGGGGAUAUAAUCAGAUCUCAUCAUGUGGAACUCCAUUUUUGAUGUUAUGGAAGAGAUUUCAGGAUUGUAAUAUGAGUUUUGAUGCCUGAAGCAAUUUUUUAAAAGGGAGUAUUUACAAAUAAUUUAUUCCUACUGUCAAAUAUUAUUUUAAAUGCUUAUUAUUUAAAAAUAGGUUUAGGUAUGGUUUUGCCUGAAAUGGUGGAUAGAUUUGCUAUAAUCCCUCUCUUUACUCUUAUUAUUUUAUAUUACAGCCUAGUCCUUUUCAAAAUAUAUUCUGGGAAACAUUGCUGUUCAACAUGCUCUGCAAAGGAAUGAUAUGUUCUCACAUAAUUCCACAAUGGUCUCAAGAAUUAAUAAGAGAUGGUAGCAUAUUACAAACCGAGAAGUCUCCAAAUAAAGAAAAUGUAUUAAAUUUUCCUAACCAAGAAUGUCAAAAUGUAUCAAAUUUUUGCAUAUUUAGUACUUAUUUUAAGAAAUUCCAAAAUACACUAUUUUUUACAAACCUUUUCCCAGAAUUAAAAACUGGGCAUACAUUUUUAUUUGCCUUAUGAUUAAUUAUCUAUAAUGUUCUACACAAUUUAUGAUAUAUAGAUUGCCUUAUUCACACCUUUCGUUAUAUUACAUGCUACAAUUUAAAAUGCAAGUGUCAAGAUGAACAUUUUGAUUACAUACGGGCUUUCCAUAUGGUUUAUUAAAAUGUACAUUCCUCUAAGUUUUCGAACAAGCUUUAUUAGCUAUGGAUUACUGAAUCAAAUCAAUCCAAUUCAACAGGGCCUAUAAUGUUAGUGUGAAAUGGAUUGAAUAUGCAUUCAUAGUAACCCAAAAAUGUAUCAGCCAUUUGAAUCUCCCCUUUCAUAUGUUAUCAAGACUUAAAUUGUCUUUACUCUGGGCCAAACAUAGUUUUUAAUACUUUAUGUGUAUUAACUGAUUUAAUCCUAAUAACAAGUCUAUAAAAUGGAUUCUGCAAAUAUUAUAAUUUCAUAGAUAAGAUUAAGGGAGAGGUCAUGUGAUGUGCUCAAGAUUACAUAGCUCAAAAAUGAGAGAACAAGGACUUGAAACCACUGACUUCAAUGUCCACCUCCCUAACCAUCACAUUUUGAUGCUGCCUUUUCUUAGCUGCCAAGAAAUUCUUUGGGAAACAGUUUGCAAAAUAGAUGACUAUUUAAUGAGUACAGAUCAAAAAUAUAGGUAAGUAUAUAGAAAUAACAUAUAAUUUAGACUUUGGUAAGGUCUAAUUACUGAUUCCUGCCCCCAAAUAGGACAAUCAUUUCUAAUAAGAAGAAUAUCUUGAUUUCCAGGUCAGUGUCUUUCCCCUGGAUGGUGCUGGAUAAAAACUGCAAAUUCUUGCUUCUGACUCUUCUUGUUAUAUUUUUUACACGCAAGCUGGAUUACCUUUAUGUUCAAAUCUGACUUUAUGUAUCCCAGAAUUUAUUACAUUACAGUUAUUUUAAAGUCUAAAUAUGAACUUCCUAUGUAAACAUUUUGAUUGAACUUAAAUGUUUUAUUCAUCUCCAUUAGCAACUGUUUGUAGAAAUCUCUUAAAGUUGAACUUCUGCAGAUAGCUAAACUCACCUAUUUGAUACUGUUUUUGUUUUGUUUUGUUUUGUUUACUAAUUUAUCUCUCUUCCUGGGGAUAGGAGUAACUUAAUCUCCAAAUUAAGGUGGCAGCUUAAAUACUUGCUUUAUAAACUAGCUUCAUUGUGCAUGAUCCCACGAGAAGAAAAAAAAUAAUAUCAGAUAUAAGAAUAAAACUAGUGGCUGGGCGCGGUGGCUCAUGCCUGUAAUCCCAGCACUUUGGGAGGCCGAGGAGGGCUGAUCACAAGGUCAGGAGAUUGAGACCAUGCUG
Molecule: messenger RNA, 8571 nt
Organism: Pongo pygmaeus (Bornean orangutan)
Lineage: Eukaryota; Metazoa; Chordata; Mammalia; Primates; Hominidae
Gene: ST8SIA4
Product: ST8 alpha-N-acetyl-neuraminide alpha-2,8-sialyltransferase 4
Biological process (GO): oligosaccharide metabolic process; N-glycan processing
Molecular function (GO): alpha-N-acetylneuraminate alpha-2,8-sialyltransferase activity
Source: RefSeq, a predicted model, not a curated record